GUCCCUUACAUUAUUGACUUCCUGUGUUUGAGGAACACGUGCAAAGAUGGUUCGUAAACUGAAGUACCAUGAAAAGAAAUUACUGAAAAAGGUCGAUUUCAUUUCCUGGGAAAUCGACAAUAAUGUUUCUGAAGUCAAGGCAUUGAGGAAAUAUCAUAUUCAGAAGCGUGAAGAUUACACAAAGUACAAGAAACUUGCCUAUCACAUACGGGAGUUGGCCAAGCAGAUACGGGAACUCGAUGCCAAGGAUCUGUUCCGAGCCGAAGCCAUGUCCCAGCUGUUGGAGAAACUACACAGCAUGGGGUUGAUUCCAACAAAAGGCAGUUUGCAGCUUGUGUCGAAGGUGACUGCAUCAGCAUUUUGUAGGAGGCGACUUCCGAUUGUGAUGGUGAGAAGUCACAUGGCCGAGAAUCUGCGUGCAGCCACAACAUUCAUUGAACAAGGACACAUCCGUGUCGGACCAGAAGUGAUCAGUGAUCCUGCCUUUCUUGUCACCAGGAACAUGGAGGAUUUCAUCACAUGGACAGACACCUCCGCUAUCAGGAAACACGUCCUGGACUACAACGAUAUCAGAGAUGACUUUGACAUCAUGGGCUGAUUACAGAAGCCACUUUUUAACUGGAGCGUGUUUGUUCUGUCUGAAAGUACGGGUGUUUGGGUAUUGAAGGCAACACAAUUUGCAGUGCAGAUAUGUGCCCAAGACUGGCCAGAAACCCAUGAUGCUGAGUUCUAACCCCACAUUUGGCCUGUAUAUGUGUCCCAGUUUAUUGAAGCAAUACCCAAUCUGUACCCAAUCUGAACCAAACCUCAUGGAACUGCCGUAGUUUGUGCCCCACGUCAAGCUAACAUGGCAAGAUGUUACACAGUACUGUUCCAAAUGUGAUGUUAAACAUAACAGUCUCACUCAUGUUUGAAUGUAUAACUGGAUGAUUGUGGAAAUAAAUGAUCUUGACAA
This is a messenger RNA of Haliotis rubra (blacklip abalone), 955 nucleotides long. Its product is annotated as U3 small nucleolar ribonucleoprotein protein IMP3-like. The record is from RefSeq and is a predicted model, not a curated record. The transcript is spliced from 7 exons. Gene Ontology annotation, molecular function: snoRNA binding; rRNA binding; structural constituent of ribosome. NCBI's taxonomy places the organism in Eukaryota, Metazoa, Mollusca, Gastropoda, Lepetellida, Haliotidae. Gene Ontology annotation, biological process: rRNA processing. Gene Ontology annotation, cellular component: small-subunit processome; small ribosomal subunit; Mpp10 complex. Bases 47 to 598 code for a protein of 183 amino acids.